Molecule: messenger RNA, 1427 nt
Organism: Anolis sagrei ordinatus
Lineage: Eukaryota; Metazoa; Chordata; Lepidosauria; Squamata; Anolidae
Source: RefSeq, a predicted model, not a curated record
AUGUGGUGGGUGGUUUAGUGAUGGAGAUGUAGCAGACAAGGAAGCCACGUCGGGGUCUCAGCGAGAACAUGGAUGGACUUUACCUGCAAGGAGGAGAAAGAGAAGGCGGCACAGCGGACAUGGCUAAUGACAGUCUCAAUGAGGAAGGCCAAGUGGAGGUGGACAACUCGGAGUUGUCCCUACGGGUGGUGAUGGCUUCUUUGCUGCUCCUCCUCAUCCUCUCCACUCUGCUGGGGAACACGCUUGUAUGCAUGGCGGUGGUCAAAUUCCGGCACUUGCGCUCCAAAGUCACCAACUUCUUCGUCAUCUCCUUGGCUGUUUCCGACCUCUUUGUGGCUGUGCUGGUGAUGCCUUGGAAGGCAGUUGCAGAAGUGGUUGGUUUCUGGCCCUUUGGGGCCUUCUGUGACAUCUGGGUGGCCUUUGACAUCAUGUGCUCCACGGCAUCGAUCCUCAACCUUUGCAUCAUCAGCAUGGACCGCUACUGGGCCAUCUCCAGCCCCUUCCGCUAUGAGCGAAAGAUGACCCAGCGGGUGGCUUUUAUCAUGAUCGGGGUGGCUUGGAUGCUCUCAGUCUUGAUCUCCUUUAUCCCUGUCCAGUUGAGAUGGCACAAAGCCAGUGAGAUUCUUCCUGCCCAUGAUAUGGAUGCCAACAUCACCUGGAUCCCAGGAGAAAACUGUGAUUCCAGCCUCAAUAGGACCUAUGCGAUCUCAUCCUCCCUCAUCAGCUUCUACAUUCCUGUUGCUAUCAUGAUAGUGACAUAUACCAGGAUCUUCCGCAUUGCUCAGCGACAGAUUCGGAGGAUUUCUUCUCUAGAGAGGGCCGUAGAGCAUGCCCAGGGCUGCCAAAGUCAUGAAUGUCCUCAUGAACUCUCCUUGAAGAACUCCUUCAAAAAAGAAACCAAGGUCCUCAAGACCCUCUCUGUCAUCAUGGGGGUCUUCGUCUUCUGCUGGCUUCCUUUCUUUGUGCUGAAUUGUGUGGUACCCUUUUGCGACCACCAUUUGCAGAAGCUUGGCAAACUGCCCUGUGUCAGUGAUGCCGUUUUCAACAUCUUUGUCUGGUUUGGUUGGGCCAACUCCUCCCUCAACCCUGUCAUCUAUGCCUUCAAUGCCGAUUUCCGGAAAGCCUUUGCUACCAUCUUGGGCUGUGGCCAUUUCUGCUCCAGCAACGCUGUGGAGACCGUCAACUUCAGCAAUGAGCUGGUUUCAUACCAUCAUGACACAACGUGCCAAAAAGACCUGGUGACCCUGAGCUACCCUCACCUUCUCCCUCAUGCCACCAGCCUCCAAGGGGAGGACAAUGACAAUGACCACGACUUUUUGUUUGACAAAGUCUCCCAAACCUCUUGUGGUAACAGUGCAGAUGUCUUGUCGGCCAUUGUGCAUGUGGAGUAUGGUACAGACGCAUCCCUUGAGAAGACUAGUCCUUAA